Molecule: messenger RNA, 1995 nt
Organism: Penicillium nucicola
Lineage: Eukaryota; Fungi; Ascomycota; Eurotiomycetes; Eurotiales; Aspergillaceae
Product: ARMH3 family protein
Exons: 8
Coding region: 1-1995 (664 amino acids)
Biological process (GO): regulation of Golgi organization
Cellular component (GO): cytosol
Source: RefSeq, a predicted model, not a curated record
AUGGAAGCCUCCCCCUUGACCCUACAGAGUCGACCUGAGUCCUUCAAGCCUAAGAUUGUGCAGCUCUAUGAGAACCUCUUCAAAAAUCAGAAUGGAGAGGACUCGGACCCUUCUGAAGGUUUCUGGAGGGAGUUCUUCUUGCUCCCCCCGGACCGCAAUCAACUGCAUGCCAUUUUAGACCAUUUGAGUCCAGAUGACAUAUUAAGCUUACAGAAUCAAACUCAGUUGUUAUUCACUCGUGCUAUCCGCGAGGCAGCUACAGGGGUUGCCCCUGGGAAUUCUUAUGCAUUGGACACCUUGACGAUUUUCCUGACCAGUAUUUUGGGCAAGAAAUACACAAAUCCUAGCUCAGAUGUCAUCAACGUUCUUGCAGGACUCGACGAAGUGGACCAUGUCAUCUCCAACUUUGUAGCCGUUUUAGAUGGUAUUAUCCGCAAUGGCAGCAACUUCGACGUGCGGCUCAAGGCUAUCAGGACAGCCGUUGCAAUGACCAGUGGGGCAUAUAAAACCAGCCUGGUGUCCUAUCUCACGCACAGAGACCUUUUCCCAUCCCUUAUGAAGUAUGUCUCUGACUCUGAUACUCCAAUGCGAGUCUUCGAUCCAUUUCUCCUUUUGGGCUUGUUGGCAAAUUACAACAAAUUUGAGUUCCAAAAUCCCUACCAGCUUCGACUUGAUGACUUUGUCAACGAGUCGAGCAUUGAAAAGAUCGCCAAGGGCGUCGGUCUCGCCUGUGGUGGUCUACGUAACGGCUACAUCGCUGUACAGGACGACAUCCCAGAAGGCUGGAAUUUGACUAAUACAUUGAUAUUCUUUGGAUUGCGAGCCUUUGCACCCGGUGCCAGAGAAAAGGCUAAUCCUCCUACCACGGAAGAAGCGAAAGCAAUCUUUGCUGAGCUUCCUGCCCAAGAAGCAACAGUUCUGAUGGCAACAUACGACUUCACAAACGCCAACAAACUCUUUGGCUACCACCUUGUUCAUACAAAGGCCGAGAAAAGCGAGGAUGAAUCGCCGUUCUCAAGCUUCCUUUCAUUGACUUCAUAUCUGUUACAACAUGCAUAUCGAUCCCCUCGGGUCGGACAUUACGCCGAGCUCACUCUAUUCACUCUGCGCAUAUUAGUCGAGGAUUCAACAAUCUGCAAACACAUCUGCAACGAAGAUGGCAAACGAAAGGUCCGCAUCUGCAGACAGAAACAGCCAUACCUCCCUGUAGUCAGCGGAGACAGAGUCCUAGCGACAAUCAUAUUCGACAUCAUGAUCGACACAAUCACUCACAACCUCCGCCGACGUCUAGAUGUCAAUCUCUACAGCCACGCGAUCGCAAUAACCCUCCGCCUCCUAACCCACUUAUCAAAGAACAAAAUCAGACUAACAUACCACUGGUCCGAACUCUGGCGCACCCUCCUCUCCCUAAUGCGCUUCCUCACAACCUACGCGAGCGACCUAACAACCAACCCAAAGAUCCAAACCCUAACAUCCUCCUUGGCCGAUCUCAUCGCCUUCUGCGUCUCAGGCGGCGACACUUUCCUCCCAGACCCAUCAUCCUACGAUGACCUCUUCUACAAGCUCGUCGAAACCGGUCCCAUAAUCUCGAAGUUCCGUGUCGCGUAUGCUUUCACCGGUACAGCCUCCAAGGCUGCUGAACCGGGUGUUGAGCAAACCGUUGCCGCUAUUGAUACACUUCAAUCUGUCUCGACCCAUUUCUACACUCUGCUUUUCCAUUCGGAUGGCAGUGAUGCAAAUGCUGCUGCUGCUGCCGCCGCCGCGGCAAGCCCCAAACCCGAUGAGCCGGCUUCUGUGCCUUUGCCUUCUAUCCGAAAGAAGAACCUCAGUCCACGGGAAGUUCAUCGUAUUAUCAAGCAGGGCUAUGAUACUUUGAGUAUUCAGCCGCCUGAGGGAUUAAGCAAUUGGACUAGAUGGCGCGAGGCCGAAUGGAAAAGUGAGCUAAAGAAGGCGGCGAGGUGGGCUGUUGAUGAUGCCAGGCAGCUUGUUGCUUAG